This is a messenger RNA of Psylliodes chrysocephalus, 4152 nucleotides long. The record is from the annotation of a GenBank genome assembly. NCBI's taxonomy places the organism in Eukaryota, Metazoa, Arthropoda, Insecta, Coleoptera, Chrysomelidae.
AAAGUCAUCUCCGUCCUUUCUCAUCUCCCUGAUUGUCAUUUAUAUUUUUUCUAAUUUUUCUUUUAAUAAAACCCAUAAGGUUAUGUUUUUUAUAUUGAAAAACAACAUUUUAAAAUAUGGCGUUGUUGGAGAAAAUGGAAUACGGCCCAAUACCAGCAUCCCGUUAUGACGACGUCAUCAGUCAUCUGAGAAAGAGUUUUCCCGACGAACCUCUAAACGCUUCGGUGGGUCUUAGUUUUUACAAUCAACCAUGUCCUCUACUGGAAAAAUAUGAUUUGAUAACGUUACAAGAAGGUUUGUCCGUCAUGGCGCUUAAUACUGAAACUGGAGAGAUAGCUGGAGUGGCUCUGAACGGAACCUGUAGAAAAGGAGACAUAGAGGAAUCGCUGGAAAACAUGAAAACAAUCGACAGUGUCCCGUACCAACGAGUUUUCGGCCUAUUGAACGCUGUUAACAAAGAAUUAGACCUUUUUACUAGAUACAAUGUAGACAAAAUAUUCGAUCUAAGGAUACUUUCAGUAGAUUCGAAAUAUCGAGGAAAGGGUCUGGCUAAGGAACUUUUCUCUAGAAGUGAACUUAUCGCUGAAGAACAUGGAUAUAAGUUGAUGAAGGUAGACGCGACCAGCCUUUUCACCCAAAGAGUUUGCGAAGUCUUCGGCAUGGAAACUAUGAAAGCCAUACGUUAUGGAGAUUACAAGGACGAAAACGGUAAAAAGAUGUAUCCUACGAAAUCGCCGCACGAUUUUUACAAAGUGAUGGUUAAAAAGUUGCCGGCUAGGAAGGAUAACGACUGAAGUACCAAAAUUUGAAUCUGAUUUACUGUUUUUGUUACAAUUUUGAAGGUCUACAGGUUCAUAGAAGAACUAGAAGUAUCCUUAGCCAAAAAUUUUUUGCGAGGGUAUUAUAUAUACCGUUAGUUAAAUAUGUAGACAGUUAUAAUUUUCAAAUUCAGUUAGUUAACAAAAUACAAAAGUUUGCAAAUCAUUAAUCAUUUUCCCAGAACAACAGAUUUGACUAAUGUUUGUUUAAUCUUCUUUAUUUAACUUUCAUAUAAUUUAUUAGCUAUGUCCUCUUGUUUAAUCUCUUGCCACUCUUCCGCUUCCAUUGAUGCUAUUUCUAGUUUCAAACCUAACAACAUACAUCUAUUAAAUUUUCUUCUAAUUCAACUCAAUUUUAUAUUGUGUUUUACUGCUCCCAUCUUUCAUUUACCCUUUUCAUUUGUCUAACAGGAGUCAUACUUAAUAUUGACAUGGACAUAGAUGUGUUUAUUUCUGCAGAUACGGUGAUGGUCAGCAGGCCGAAACCGUUUUCAAAUUGUUAUUUGUACGCAUGUUAAGUUUUAGGGUUUGUCAAGUUUUAGACAGAUCGUACUUUUCAACUGCACAUUCUCCUGACAACCCAAAAUAGUGGCAUUAGUGAGACAUUUUAAAGUUUAGCCAUGGUCCUUCUUUGUUAUUUCUCUGGUAUUUUGAUUGCAUAUUUGAAUUUUUCUUGUAUUGUACCUAACAUAAUCUCAUGAAAACUAAAAACCCUUUAAGGAACCUAUUUUAGAUUAAAACACAAAUCUUAUUGCAUUAUUCAUUUUUCGUUUAGUACAUCAAUCAAAAAUUAUCUUUUGUAUGAUUGAAAUCUUGUUGCAUUACUCUUGCAACGCUACCUAGUAAAUAUUUGUAUACAAAAAUAAUCUCAUCCGUCAAUUCAUAAAAAAAUAUAAAAUUCUGAAUUUUUUGGAAUAUAAGGAUAUCAGACAGAACUUCUAUGCAAUCUAUAGACCUUUUUAAAAAAGAAAUUUGGAAAAAAAUUAUUUUUUAAUAUUUUUCGAUAUCGAACACUUGAUGAUGGACCAAUUUGGUACAACAAAAUGUUAAUGCUGCCACUGCCAUGCAGAAUUAAACAUUUUUAUAACUAACUCAAAAACAAAAAUAUAUUUGUUAGAUUAUGGAAGUAUUUAUGUAGUGAGCACCGAAAACGUUGUCCACCUCCUUUAAUUUUUGAAUAUUACAGAGUAUAUCACGAUAAAGUCAAACUACUUCUUCCAAAUAAAUUGGUCGGCUGAUGAAUCUGGCAUUGUACAUUGAGUUCAGUGUUCUGUGGUUGAGUUGAUUUGUUUUACUUCUAGUAAUUUCAAAAAUCUAUAGUUUACAUGACACUAAGGAUAAACUUAUUAAUAAAAUCACAUACUACUCUGCGUUUUUUGCUCAAAGUACACAAUCAAAGCACAAAGUUGACUUUAUUUAUACUAAUUACGUACAAAACAACUUAAAUAAACGCUUGUGUAACACUCACCUUGUCAAAAACAUAAGCCAACCAUUUGGACAGGACAUUCAAAUCACUGAACUGCAUAUUUAAUAUGAAGGUCGGUGGUUGGAAUACCUAAUUUUAUCUUAAAGUUCUUGAAAACCUCCUAAAAGUACUUUUACUCAAAAAAACAGAGGUAAAUAUAUUCUAAACGUAAUGGAGAAAUCUUAAAGUUGAAAAAGUCAUUUUGUAGAACAUACAGAGUUUUAACAAUACCCGUUAAAACGUUAAAAAGUAUCAUUCUAUAUAUUUAUCUAAAAAACGUUCUAUCAGAUUUUUGAGUUCCACUUCAAAAAUGAGCUAUUAAAAUAAAAUAAUGUUGUUUGUAUGUAAACAUCAUUAGUUAAACUAAAUUACAUACCAAACUUUUACGGGAUAAAUUAAAUAAAUUUGUGCUUACAAUAAAAAAGAAUUGUGGCACCAACAAUCUCUAAAAAUAACUGUUCUGUUUAUUAAUACACUGAAUAAAUAAAUGAAUUAAAGUUUUUUAUAAAACGUAAACAAAUAUAUAAAUAUACCUAAUUCUCAAAUGAACACCAGUGACAUACAAUGGCGGCUCCAAGACGAAUUUUAGGGGGAGGGAGGGGGGAAUUGCCUUUAGCCAUUCCCUUUUUAGAACAUUUUUUUUGGUUAAAAGUCCCAUAAACAGUAAGAAUUUUCAUUUCGGGGGGGCGGGGGGCAUGGUCCGUAUAGCUCCCCCUGGAGAGCCCUUGGUGACAUAUCUGACAACUAACAACUGACAGCUUCAUUUGUCGUAUAAUAGUAACCAAAUCAGGCACUUUCGUUACAUAUUGUGAUGUUUCCAGGUCAUGUAGGAUAUGGGUAUUGUUGAAGACCAUAUAGAAAAAGGUACACAACAGACAUUUUUCGAUAAAGGAGACUAUGGAAUGGGGUUUGAGAAAAAAAUCGUUAAUCUAAACAUUUUAGAAAUUUUUAAGUUGGUCCAAAUGUUGCCAUUGGUCCUUAUUGAAUACCUAUCCGCAAUCUCAAAAUUAUUGCUAUUUUCAUUAACACGCUAGUUAGUUUAAUUAUACCGGGUGUUUCAAAAAGGUAUAGCAUAAAUUUUUCCUUAAUAGAUUACUAAAAAUAAGUGGAUUUACCUAUAUCAAAAACUGGCUCCCAACAAAGUUACAGGGCGUUAAAUUAACAUUCAGAAAAACGUUUUUUUUUGUAAAAAGUUUGCUGUUGAAUUUUUUCUUUGAAAUUUUUGACAGUGCUGUAGAUUGGAAGGCUCAAUAUUCUAAGGAGAAAAACAAUUUAAAGCGACCCCUUCAAAAAAAGUUGGGGGGUUGGGUACCUUUUAACCCCCCCAUAUUUUUUUUGACAAAGAAACUUGCUUUAUCGAAAAGAACUAUGAAUUCCUAAAUUUUUUUUUAUAGCAAAAUGAACAUCUUUCUUAGUUAACGAGCUAUUUACAAUUUUUUAACUGAAUUUCUAGGGCAAUUCGUCUGUCCUGGACACGUAAAGGCAUAAUGUACUAUUAUUCAGAGCAGUUGUAGUCUGAAUCGCAGUAUACUAUGGCUUUACAUUAGGCGUAAUUUCAAAAGAUAAUCUGUACCGUGAUUCAGAGACUUUAUUAUAACGAUCUGAAACACAGUAUAAAAUGGAUUUAAAUAAUUGGCGUUGCUGUUAGAACAAACUGUGUCACAAGUUACAUAAUUUAUAUUGCUGAUGUUUUAUCUUGAAUUAGCCAACAUGUAUCAAUUACAACUAAAUUCAAUUUACUGCAAGAUUAAGAAAAAUAUCGUAAAUUUCAUAAAAAAAAAAUUGUGAUUAAACAACUGUCUUUAUUAAAAAAAUCAUUAAUGGGUUUUUGCAUUGGAUUGAUGUCUAAAAAUAUUUUCUACCAAGUUA